Messenger RNA from Morus notabilis, 1665 nucleotides. Its product is annotated as putative glucuronosyltransferase PGSIP7. Bases 187 to 1653 code for a protein of 488 amino acids. The record is from RefSeq and is a predicted model, not a curated record. Gene Ontology annotation, molecular function: glycosyltransferase activity. Lineage: Eukaryota; Viridiplantae; Streptophyta; Magnoliopsida; Rosales; Moraceae. The transcript has 5 exons.
CUCGUCACACCCUCCUUACAAUGUUAAAAACCCACUUUCUCUCUCUACAUCCCUGUCCCUGUCUCUAUCUCUCUCCUAUAUAUAUAUAUAUAUAUUUGUGUGUGUGCGCAUGUAUAUGUGUAUAUAUAUGGAAAUUAAUGUGAGAAUGCGCUAAAAGGGUGGAAAAGGGGAUCAAAAGGAGGGUGAAUGGCGAAAAUGAAAAGCUCAACAUCCACUACCGCAAGAACUAGUCUAGCUUUGAAAGCUUAUUAUGAUAUUUACAUGAGUUUGGUGGUGGUGGUGUUUGUGGUUGCGGCGGCGGUUCUCGGAACGACGUCGUCGGCGAGGGCGGAGAGGCAGAGCAACGCCUACGCGACGAUGAUGUACAUGGGGACACCCAGGGACUACGAGUUUUACGUGGCGACACGUGUCAUGCUGAGAUCGCUCGCCAGCCUCCACGCGGACGCCGAUCUCGUCGUUAUUGCCUCUCUCGAUGUCCCUCUCCGCUGGAUUCAUGCUCUGGAGCAGGAAGAUGGAGCGAAGGUGGUAAGAGUGGAAAAUCUGAAUAAUCCAUACAAGAAUCAGGACAAUUUUGAUUGGAGAUUUAUGCUUAGUAUGAACAAGAUUUAUGCGUGGAGCCUUGUGGAAUACGACAGAGUCGUCAUGCUCGAUUCUGACAACCUUUUCCUUCAAAACACCGAUGAGUUGUUCCACUGUGGACAAUUCUGCGCAGUCUUCAUUAAUCCUUGCAUUUUCCAUACUGGCCUCUUUGUCUUGCAGCCAUCAAUGAAGGUGUUCAAAGACAUGGUUGAGGAGUUAGGAAAAGGGAGAGAGAAUCCGGACGGUGCAGAUCAGGGAUUCAUAGGCAGCUACUUUCCAGACUUAAUUGAUCAACCAAUGUUCCAUCCAAAUGCCACCAUUAAGCAGCUUAAUGGAACCUACAGACUUCCUCUUGGCUACCAAAUGGAUGCUUCUUAUUAUUAUCUUAAACUAAGGUGGAGUGUACCUUGUGGACCAAACAGCGUGAUUACAUUCCCAGGCGCACCCUGGUUGAAGCCCUGGUAUUGGUGGUCAUGGCCUGUUCUACCUUUAGGCAUUUCUUGGCAUGAACGACGUCGUCAAACUCUUGGGUAUGACGCAGAGAUGGUAGCGGUAAUGGUCCAAACGGUGAUGUAUGUGGGACUCAUAGCAACAAUGCGUCUAGCGCGGCCCAACUUAUCAAAACUAUGCUAUCGGCGCACAGAUAAGAGCAUUAACAUUAUACAAACCUCCCUCAAAUUACUAGCUUUAUGGUCCAUUGUUGCAGCUUACGUAGUGCCUUUCUUCAUCGUUCCUUGCACGCUUCAUCCAUUAUUAGGCUGGAGUCUCUACUUGCUCGGUUCAUUUGCUCUUUCCUUUGUAUCCGUCAACGCCUUUUUGCUACCAAUGCUUCCAGUUUUGACUCCUUGGGUUGGGAUAUUAGGGGCACUUUUGGUGAUGGCAUUUCCUUGGUAUCCAGACGGCAUUGUUAGAGCUGUUGCAGUGUUUGGCUAUGCAUUUUUCUGUGCACCAUUUAUAUGGGUGUCUGUUGUAAAACUCAUGAAUUGUCUUCAUGUUUCACUUGAAAGGGAAUCUCUUUUCCCAAGGCUGAGUGAGUCCUCUCCACCUUCUUCACAGUUUAACAAGCUAUAUUAAGGCCCAAAACCA